UGUCAAGUGCUAUUCCCGAUAAGAGUUUAACAAUCAAAUAUUUCCGAGCCACCAGCCUGGCGGUUAUACUAACACAGAGUAAAAUGUCCGAACCACACAUAACGUAUCGGCUUACGAGCCGGCAGCUAAUCUGAUAAGAUAGCAGUUUGUCGAAUGAGGCUGUAAUCUCCUCGCAGUCGAUGCAAAACCUGUGAAAUAAUUUCUUCUCUUUUUUUUUCUAAGCUCAGAAGGUUUUUACGCGAGUGACAGUAGCUGCGUGUUAAGGAUACUGUGAAAUUGGGGUGCUACAAUGCUGAUGAAAAGCAAGAGUCUAAUCAACAGCAGCAACAACAAGUGGUCGAAUAAACUGUGACGUUAUGACAAUAAAAGUGCGCCUCUAAUCUCGAGAGUCUCCGUCCUUCUGGUUUCCUCAAGAAUAACAGCCAACGAAUAGCUGUAUUGUGAACAAGUGAAUAUUGGUAACACCAAACGUGUUUGUACACGUUAUAGUACAGUGAUUUUUUAUUAUUGUGCUGCUGCGUGAUAAAAAAAAAAAAAAUAUGGGUAAGAAGUACGGCGUCUUCCUCUCUGUCACCGCUCUCAUCUCGAUCGCAUCGGUAGUCAUCAUUUGCAUAUCCAUGGGUACGACUGGAUGGGUUUACGCAACGGCUGCUUCGGUCUCAGGUCUCACUUAUGGAGACUCCGACGUGAACCAUGGACUCUUCACCGGAAGCUUGACGCGACAACUGGUCCAGACGGCGACGAACUACGAUCUAUACAUAACCUGCGUUUGGGGCUCGAACGCGUGUGCGUGGAGCUGCUUGUCCACAGCUUCGGAAAGAACGGCUGAAGUGGAAAGCCUCUUGGCCGGAGAAACACCUUCAUUCGCCUGCAGCGUGUCGACACGAGCCCUGACCAGCACUGGCUCUACAAUAUCCAGAGCCGACAAUGGAACUUCUACCUCAGAUUUUUUAAACGCCGGUGCCUGGCUGAGCAAUGUCAUUUUUAUGACCCUGCUUCUAGCUGCAGCCGCAAUCUCCGCCGGUCUUUCGGUUGUCAACAGCGUAUGGAGUCCGUCAGAAUCGUACUUGAACGUCCUGGGUAUCUACAUAGCUAAUGCCGUCACCGUAGGCUUGGACGUCAUCGUUCUCAUCAUUUGGGGAGUCCACUAUGGGGUGAGAACACAGACCAACGUUGCUAUCAGAGACACGAUCGUCGGUGAAUUCACUUCUGAAACAUCUCUCGGAUAUUCGUACUGGCUUUUAUUGACGCCACCCUUCCUUCACGCUAUCAAUAUCGGUCUCCUCUACCUGCGAGACACGUUGAUAAACAGCGAGCCGCCCGAAACGAAGAUAGACAUCGAAGACAUCGCCGACGGGACUCUGGUGCUGUUCUAGGAUCCCAAUCCACUCGAAUAAUUCCUAAUUAUAACAUUACUUUAUAAUAUAAUUAACGAUAAUAAAACCUAUUUAAAUACCCGA
This is a messenger RNA of Neodiprion fabricii, 1460 nucleotides long. RefSeq lists its product as uncharacterized. The coding region runs from base 540 to 1376 and encodes 278 amino acids. The record is from RefSeq and is a predicted model, not a curated record. Lineage: Eukaryota; Metazoa; Arthropoda; Insecta; Hymenoptera; Diprionidae. The transcript has 6 exons.